AUGAAUCACCUCAAGGAAGUCUUCGCUCACUGCCAGCAGGAGGGGCGUCCGGCCCUCGUCACAUACGUGACCGCCGGUUUCCCCACCGCGGAGGAGACCCCGGAUAUCAUGCUGGGCAUGCAGGCUGGUGGCGCCGAUAUCAUUGAACUCGGUCUCCCCUUCACCGACCCCAUCGCCGACGGUCCCACCAUCCAGAAAUCCAAUCUCAAGGCCCUCGAAAAUGGUGUCACCAUCACCUCCAUGCUGGAGAUGGUCCGCACCGCCCGAAAGAAGGGUCUGACAACGCCCGUCUUGUUCAUGGGCUACUACAACCCCAUUCUCCGAUACGGACAGUCACAGUUGUUGACCGACUGCAUUGACGCUGGAGUCAACGGCUUCAUCAUUGUGGACUUGCCACCAGAGGAAGCGGUUCGUUUCCGCAACGGCUGCACCAGCUCUGGGCUCUCUUACGUGCCCUUGAUCGCCCCAUCCACAACCGAAGAGCGUAUGAAGUCUCUGUGCCAGAUUGCCGACUCCUUCAUAUAUCUCGUCUCGCGCAUGGGUGUCACCGGUGCCACGGGGACUCUCAACGCGGAUCUGCCUGCCCUCAUUCAGCGCGUCAAGGAACUCUCGGGCAAUGUCCCCGUGGCCGUCGGAUUCGGUAUCAGCACUCGCGAGCACUUCCUCAGUGUCACGUCCGUCGCCGACGGCGCCGUCAUCGGUAGUCAGAUCAUCACCGUCCUCCAGGAUGCCCCCGCGGGCGAGGCCGCCCGUGCGGUGGAAGAGUACUGCUACAAGAUCACCCAACGAAAGGGCGUGGCCAGAAAGUACGUGCCUCACAUCCCCGCCGCGGUGCAGGAUGGGACGGCGUACCCAGACAAGGACGGGCAGUCCACCGCGACGACGGAAGGUUCCGGCAAAUUCGGUGUGUUUGGUGGACAGUAUGCCCCCGAGGCCCUCACAACGUGUCUGGCUGAACUCGAGGCCGGAUUCGAGGCCGCCGUCAAGGAUCCCAAGUUCUGGGAGGAAUACCGCUCAUACUAUCCCUUCAUGGGCCGACCGUCGAGCUUGCACCAGGCCCAGCGUCUGACCGAGUACGCGGGGGGUGCGAACAUCUGGCUGAAACGUGAGGAUCUGAACCACACGGGGUCGCACAAGAUCAACAAUGCCCUCGGUCAGAUCUUGGUCGCCCGGCGCCUCGGCAAGACCGAGAUCAUUGCUGAGACCGGAGCCGGCCAGCACGGUGUGGCGACCGCGACGGUGUGUGCCAAAUUCGGCAUGAAGUGCACCGUCUACAUGGGAGCGGAGGAUGUUCGCCGCCAAGCCUUGAACGUGUUCCGUAUCCGUCUGCUGGGAGCCACCGUCGUCCCCGUCGAGGCCGGCGCGCGCACCCUCCGAGACGCGGUCAAUGAAGCCUUCCGAGCCUGGAUCACGCGUUUGGAUACCACCCACUACAUCAUCGGGUCCGCGAUCGGGCCACACCCCUUCCCGACCAUGGUGCGCACCUUCCAGAGCGUGAUUGGCGAUGAGACCAAGGCGCAGAUGGCCGAGCUGGGCCACAAGGUGGAUGCCGUCAUCGCCUGUGUGGGCGGAGGCUCCAACGCCGUCGGCAUGUUCUACCCCUUCUCCAAGGACCCCUCGGUCGAACUGGUCGGCGUCGAGGCGGGUGGUGACGGGGUGGAUACGCCCCGACACUCGGCCACCCUGGGUCGGGGUUCCGUCGGAGUUCUGCACGGUGUGCGCACCUAUGUCCUGCAGGACCAGCAUGGUCAGAUCACCGAAACCUACUCGGUCUCGGCCGGUCUGGAUUACCCCGGAGUGGGUCCCGAACUCGCGGGCUGGAAGGAGAGCAACCGCGCCACCUACACGUCAGCCACCGAUGCGCAGGCGCUCGAGGGUUUCCGGUUGCUGAGCCAGUUGGAGGGCAUCAUCCCGGCGCUGGAGACCUCCCACGCGGUCUGGGGAGCGGUGGAGACCGCGAAGCGGCUGGGUCCUGGCAAGAACCUGGUGCUGUGCGUGAGUGGCCGUGGUGACAAGGACGUGCAGAGUGUCGCCGACGAGCUCCCCAAGUUGGGCCCCAAGAUUGGCUGGGACCUGCGCUUCUAA
Molecule: messenger RNA, 2085 nt
Organism: Penicillium oxalicum
Lineage: Eukaryota; Fungi; Ascomycota; Eurotiomycetes; Eurotiales; Aspergillaceae
Product: Tryptophan synthase
Exons: 3
Coding region: 1-2085 (694 amino acids)
Biological process (GO): L-tryptophan biosynthetic process
Cellular component (GO): cytoplasm
Molecular function (GO): tryptophan synthase activity
Source: RefSeq, a predicted model, not a curated record